Gadus morhua (Atlantic cod) is the source of this 1163-nucleotide messenger RNA. RefSeq lists its product as uncharacterized. The record is from RefSeq and is a predicted model, not a curated record. The transcript has 4 exons. Lineage: Eukaryota; Metazoa; Chordata; Actinopteri; Gadiformes; Gadidae. The coding region runs from base 128 to 847 and encodes 239 amino acids.
AGUUGGUGGGCCAGGCCAUGGGCGUACUAGACCCUUUACUGCCGACAGAGUCCUGACUGACGAGGAAGUGGAAUGCGCUAUCGCUUUCUUGAGACACACUGCUGAUGAGGAGACCAUCCGUGAAAAGAUGAAAGUCACUUUCGCAUACCGCCACGCCAUGGUCAAUGAUGAGAACAAAUCAGCAGAGGUCUUCUCAGUAUUUCCACGGUUCCUAGACACACCAGGACUGAUAGAACAAGAUUUUAGAGUGAUGUUUGGUGAGCAGACUGCCAACAAGUUCAUGGAGAGGUGGCCUACCACUUUCAAAGCAGGAGUCAUUAAGGAAAGCCAUGGACUGGUCCCCUCCACAGACCUUCUUGAUUUAAUGCGCAACGCCGAGACAUCUACUGAAGUUGAAAAAGGCUGGGACAGUGACAUGUCUGCCAUCAUACUGCUGCUACAUCUGCUACCACCAUCUGCACAGGGACGAAAGAGGCCAGGGAAGAUAUCUGCAUCUAAUGCAGUUUAUCACCUCAUCAAAUUCCAAAAGACGGGAACAAGUGUGCAGCAGCAUCUUGACAACAUCCCUCAAAGCAGUCAGCCCUACCUCCUUGCUCACGGACCCACAAAAAGCAGCAUUCACUCUUUCUUCAUUGCCAUCGACAAGCAUGCACUUCCAUGCCAAGCCACCAGCUCGGUUGGAGCCCUGGAUGAGCUCUUCAAGGCCCACUAUGCGUUUGGUACAUCUUACAGUCCUGCCUUGAACAACUUUUUCACUUUUCUGCAAACUUCCAUUUACAACAUUGACGUGGGGAAAACUAAGGAAACACCAAGAAUUGCAGAGUUGCGAGCGAGAAUGGUGCGUUAGGCACUCUUGAAAUUAAACAAUGAGGUGCUUUCUUUGCAUCAAUGUCUUUGGUGAAGCAAACAAUCUAGUAAAGCACCUCAAAGUAAUACAUGGACUCUGUACGGGAAGGACUCUUUAUCUUCAAUGUGGCCAAGUGGGAUGCUCACGUUUUUUCACUAGUUUUUCUGGUCUUAGGAAGCAUCUGAAUAAGUGUCAUGUGAAUAGUGCAUGUGAUGUUAUUGUUACAAAUGUCAUGUGGAAAGAAUGACACCACUAUGUAUGUUGUCCCAUAUUGUUAUCUCUGAGGAGUUAUCAGGAAAUAAAUGGUGCUACAGUA